AUGUCGCUGUUAGGUGACUACGACAAGGUGAAGGCGGUGUCUGAAGGCUCCGACUGUCGGUGCAAAUGCCUGGUCAGACCCCUGGGCCGCGGCGCCUGCCAAAGGAUUAACGAAGGCGCUUUCAAAGCGGAGGAUUUUUACACUGUGGAAACCAUCACGUCAGGACCCAGCUGCAAGUGUGCGUGUGUGGCCCCCCCCUCGGCGCUCAAUCCGUGCGAGGGGGACUUCAGGCUGAAGAAGCUGCGGGAGGCAGAGAGCAGCGACCUGAAGCUGUCCUCCAUCGUCGAGAUGCUGGAAAGUGCCUUUUAUGGCUUGGACCUUCUGAAGCUGCACUCGGUCACAACCAAGCUGGUGGGUCGGGUGGAAAAGCUGGAGGAGGGCAUGUCCAGGAACUUCACGCAGGAAGGCCACCGCGCAGGAGCCAACGUGGAGGAGGGUCCGCAGGAUCCCCACCGCAGGGACAGGGAGAACUGCUCCAGCCUCAUCACCAACAACCUUGCUGACAUUGAGAGCUCGCUGCAGCGGGAUGCCGAGGCUGCCUACACGCACGCAGAGGGGAAAUAUGAAGAAAGAUUCCUGAAAGAUGAAACCAUCUCCCAGCAGAUCAACUCUGUUGAGUCCCUCCCAGAGCUGCACCUCUCCCCGGAGGAUGAGAAGCCCAAGCAGCUCUUGCAGAGGAAGCUGCGCGUAAGGAGCCGGCCUCCUUCCAAGCCCACCAUCGUCCGAGGGGUCACCUACUACAAAGCCCAGUCCACCGAGUCGGAGAACGACAUCGAGGAGCAACCGGACGAGCUGUUCAGUGGGGACAACACAGUGGACCUACUGAUCGAGGACCAGCUCUUGAGGCCCAGGCUUGUGGAGGAGGGAACCCCACAGCUACCAGCAGCCUUGGCCAGCACAGUGGUGGCCACAGCCACAGAGACCCUGCCUGCAGCCACCAGCCUCGUCCCUGACCCUGUUGUGGCCAGCCCUGCUGGGACCUUGAGUGAUGUGGGGAUGAGCCUUGUCACCGAGAGCAGCCCAGGAACCUGGGGACAGGCGAGCACCCCGGCAACACUGGUCAGCCCCACCAUCCCCGCCACACCAAAGCAGGCCCUGGAGGAGGAGGACAUCAGGAACAUCAUCGGGCGCUGCAAGGACACGCUGUCCACCAUCUCGGGGCCCACCACCCAGAACACGUAUGGGCGCAAUGAAGGGGCCUGGAUGAAGGACCCCCUGGCCCGGGAGGAGCGCAUCUAUGUCACCAACUACUACUACGGGAACACGCUGGUGGAGUUCAGGAACCUUGACAACUUCAAGCAAGGGCGCUGGAGCAACUCCUACAAACUCCCAUACAGCUGGAUUGGGACAGGGCACGUUGUCUACAAUGGUUCCUUCUACUACAACCGGGCCUUCACACGCAACAUCAUCAAAUAUGACCUGAAGCAGCGGUACGUGGCCGCCUGGGCCAUGCUGCAUGAUGUGGCUUACGAGGAGUCCACCCCGUGGAGGUGGCGGGGCCACUCGGACGUGGACUUUGCCGUGGAUGAGAACGGCCUGUGGGUCAUCUACCCAGCCAUCAACUACGAGGGCUUCAACCAGGAGGUGAUCGUGCUGAGCAAGCUCAAUGCAGCCGACCUCAGCACCCAGAAGGAGACAACGUGGCGGACGGGGCUGCGGAAGAACUUCUACGGGAACUGCUUUGUCAUCUGCGGGGUCCUGUAUGCGGUCGACAGCUACAACAAGAGGAACGCCAACAUCUCCUACGCCUUUGACACGCACACCAACACACAGAUCAUCCCCCGGCUGCUCUUUGAGAACGAGUACGCCUACACCACGCAGAUAGACUAUAACCCCAAGGACCGCCUGCUCUAUGCCUGGGACAAUGGGCACCAAGUCACCUACCACGUCAUCUUUGCCUACUGAGACCCCCUGCCACAGUGGGGCACUGCGAGCCAGGGGCCACCAGCACCUUUUUGUUAUUAUUUUUAUUGUUAUUGUUAUUUUGUACAAAUCAAAGAGUAAAUGAUGGGUUUUUAAGGGGGGGUUUUUUUUUUGUUUUUUUUUUUUUUUAUGGUGGAUUGUAGAUCGAUCCCCAGGCCAGAACCACCCCCUUCGUCUUUGCUGUAACCUUGCUUCUGU
This is a messenger RNA of Charadrius vociferus (killdeer), 2121 nucleotides long. RefSeq names its product olfactomedin-like 2B (gene OLFML2B). The record is from RefSeq and is a predicted model, not a curated record. Gene Ontology annotation, biological process: signal transduction. The coding region runs from base 1 to 1905 and encodes 634 amino acids. The transcript is spliced from 9 exons. NCBI's taxonomy places the organism in Eukaryota, Metazoa, Chordata, Aves, Charadriiformes, Charadriidae.